Molecule: messenger RNA, 4687 nt
Organism: Cottoperca gobio
Lineage: Eukaryota; Metazoa; Chordata; Actinopteri; Perciformes; Bovichtidae
Gene: tent5aa
Product: terminal nucleotidyltransferase 5Aa
Exons: 2
Coding region: 772-1977 (401 amino acids)
Biological process (GO): mRNA stabilization
Molecular function (GO): RNA binding; poly(A) RNA polymerase activity
Source: RefSeq, a predicted model, not a curated record
UGCAGAAGGACGCAGCAUGUCGAGCGGGCAGGUAACAGUUAACUUCUCCACAUGGGAAAAAUAUGUCGAACUAAACAGAGUUGGGGAAAAAAAGCUGGAUUUCCUGAGCAACAUUCAAACUGCAUUAACGGGAUUGCUUAUUGGAAGCAAGAGGAGAAAUUAAAACAUAUUUAAGAGCUGUGCGUAAAAAUAUUCCACAAGAUUCCUGUGAGGGGUUCAUAUCUUCGAAGGGAGGAUUGUGCUAAAGGGCGGCUUGAGGAGCUGCGUAUUCAUGCAAAUUUAUAAAAUCAUAGGCGUGCCUUUGGGCGAUGGAGUCACGGCCGGAAAAGCAAACCCCCUCCUGGAUCAUCAGCGACCUUCAAAGCUUGUGAUGCGCAGCGCUCGGACGCAUUGACAGUGGCACCGGGGCACAUGUUUUAAAAGCACAAGAGAAAGAGAAGAGAAAGUUAGGUCUCGUUUAUCUCCACGCUUCUUGACUGGCUGUACUUCUUCUUCAACACAACGACUGCUGCGCCACUGGAUCUCCAACCACGGGCUUAUUGCACAAACUGUUACGCACUGCUGCAACUGUCACUAUUUGCCUUGGGUCUUUAAUAUUUUCUUAUUCUUAUAUGUUUACAGUCAAAUCGGACGACUUCAGAUAAUAAGAAUCCUGAUGCAGAUGAAGUUACAGUCACACUACUUUAUAGAAUUUGUGCGUAAAGACGCACUGGUUUGUUCUCAUCUUAUUUAAAAAAAAAAAAUCUUUUUGAGAACUUUUCACGCUUCACCAUGUCAGAGGACGACAGUAGCUCCACCGCCAGCUGUAUGUCUGACACCGAAGGCAGCAACGUCAGCGUCCUCAACUGGGAGCAAGUGCAGCGGCUGGACGCCAUCCUGACGGAGACCAUCCCGAUCCACGGUCGGGGGAACUUCCCCACUCUGGAGAUGCAGCCGCGGCAGAUUGUGAAAGUGGUGCGCAGUCGGAUGGAGGAAAAAAAUAUCCACGUCCGGGACGUUCGGUUAAACGGCUCUGCAGCCAGCCACAUUCUGCACGGGGAUAGCGGACUGGGCUAUAAGGACCUUGAUCUUAUAUUUUGCGCAGAUAUGAAAGGUGAAAGUGAUUUCCAGACUGUGAAGGACAUAGUUUUGGAAUGUCUCCUCGACUUUUUACCCGACUGUGUGAAUAAAGAGAAAAUAAGCCCAUUAACGUUAAAGGAGGCCUAUGUGCAGAAGAUGGUGAAGGUGUGUAAUGACUCAGACCGCUGGAGUCUUAUCUCCCUCUCCAACAACCGGGGAAAGAAUGUGGAGCUGAAGUUCGUGGACUCUCUCCGGAGGCAGUUUGAGUUCAGCGUGGACUCCUUCCAGAUCAAACUGGACUCCCUGCUGCUGUUCUACGAGUGCUCAGAGAACCCGAUGGCCGAGACCUUCCACCCCACCAUCAUGGGCGAGAGUGUGUACGGGGACUUCAGCGAGGCCCUGGACCACCUGCGUCACAAGUUAAUCUGCACCCGGAACCCAGAGGAGAUCCGAGGCGGGGGUCUGCUGAAGUACUGUCACCUGCUGGUGAGGGGUUUCAGGGCCGCUUCCGAGACAGAGAUGAAGUCCAUGCAGCGCUACAUGUGCUCGCGUUUCUUCAUCGACUUCUCUGACAUCCUUGAGCAGCAGCGCAAGCUGGAGUCCUACCUUCAAAACCACUUCGUGGGCCUAGAGGACCGCAAGUACGACUACCUGAUGACCCUCCACGGGGUCGUCAACGAGAGCACAGUGUGCCUGAUGGGACACGAGAGGCGGCAGACCUUAGGGCUCAUAGCCAUGCUGGCGGUGCGCGUUCUGGCCGAGCAGAACGUCAUCCCCAACGUGGCCAAUGUUACAUGUUACUACCAACCUGCUCCUUAUGUGGCAGAUGGCAACUUCAGUAACUACUACAUAGCGCAGGUUCAGCCAAUGUUUGCUUGCCAGCAGCCUGCAUACUCCACCUGGCUGCCCUGUAACUGAGUCAGCCCCGAGGAAAGGUGGAGGGAGAGAUUUGUUUAAACAGGAGUGGGCAGCCUGCCCAGUGUUUGACAGCCGACAGAAAAAUGAGGCUUCUUUUUAAUGUUUUGCAUCAAAGCUUGUGUUUUUCUUGUUCAUACGUCGAGUAUGAACUGUUGGCUUUCACUUCUAUUUCAAUGUGAAUAUCUCACAUUCCUUGAAAUGCCAACGUCAAACUUAUUGGGACUAAUUUGGGUGGAAAUAAAGGCUAAAUGUGCGGAGGCCUUGAACGCAAGCAGCAGAACUGUCUUCGAAACUGAUUGAAUCUGUUGAAAACUGAUUAGCCAGCACGUUCCAACAGCAGUCCAAAAACGGCUGCAUCAGUGCCCUGAAGUUGACAGUUUCUCCACACACACACACACACACACACACACACACACACACACACACACACACACACACACACACACACACCACACACACACACACACACACACACACACACACACACACACUCAAGGUGAAAUCAGAAGUGUGUUGGGGGCUCCAAAACGAGCACCGUUAAACUGAGGUGAGAUGCUUGUUAAACUAGUUUUGAUAACAAACUGGCAUCUCUGCCUUGCAUUUGGAUAUAUAUAUAAUUAUGGUUGUUUACAGACCAAAAAUAUUUUUUUGAUUGUUUCUAUCAUUAAAACCCUAUUUUGAUGGGGAUAAAAUAAACAAAAUAUGAAGCUAUGUCUAUUUGUAUAUGUGAACAUAAUGUGUGUUUUAAGUGCCUAUAAAAGAAUGAGCAGGCCAUAUGAUUUUUGUGAAUUAGUCCCACUCUGUUUAUAGUCACGCACACAAGACAAUAGCACCCCAGAGGCUUGUGAAUGUAUAUGUGAAAUCAUGUCAAGUCAGUGUUUGGACGAAACCAUGCCUUAGUGGGGAUUUUGCAGUAACGUAGCAGUCAAAUGUGCGAUUGACAGAUCUUUACAAGAUUCACAUUUUUCAUUUGUGUGUUUGGAAACUCAAAACCAAACAUGCUGUAUUGCAUGUCCCAAAUGAAUACAAGUAUUACAUAUGUGAAGAGUUCAUUUGCAAAAACAGAUCAAAGCAAUUCAUCAAAAUGAAUAAACCAACACUAGGUUAAUUGAUAUUCCCUUGAGUGCACAAGAAUAAUCAAAACAAUGAUUUAGGUAAAAUUAAUAAAAAGACAAUAUCAGUGUUUGCAAAUGACCCUUUAUUGUUAUGAGAAAGGAUUGCAUCUCCAAUCAUCAGCAGCAAAGAAAACGUUCACUCACACACAAUUUCCUGUAUACUUUGUACAGCAGUGCUUCUCUUUUACUCCUCUGAGAAAGAAAAAGUUCACAAGAAGUAGAUAAGAGACAGAGGGAGAGGGAAGGAGUGCAUCCAGAGAGCUGCUGCCUGUUCCCUAUGCUUCCUCCUACAGUAGAAGGAUAUUUGCAGAGAUAGAUGAGACACUAUUUGCUGUAGCACCCUGGCAGGGAAUUCCUCAGCUGCUGCUGAAGAGCUUGAACUAAGCUUGGGGUUGGGACUGCAGACGCUCUGUUCAAGGUUCAGAAAAAUGUUGUGCCAAACAUUUUAACUGCUCCACUGAAAGCUCUGAAGUUUAAUGGGGCAAUAUGUCGACGUAGGACAAGAUAUAGAAGACGGGGAAAUAAGACAGUAGAGUGGGGAAAAAGAGAGGAAAAGGGAAAUGUUGUGGUUAAAAGGCAGGAGGGAGAGUGAGUCAGUCGGAGAGAUAGGAGCAGCUGGUGAUGGGGUUUAUCUCUGGGGCUGCCAUGCUUUACUGUAAAAACUGUCUCUGUUAAGGUCAGACUAAAACAUAAUAGUCAGUGCGGCCAAAACAUUCUGUUAUCAGCAUUUUCUCUCUGUUUUAAUCAUGUGAUUGUUUAAAAAAAAAAAAAAAAAAGUGGAAACUGAAGAAAAUCGCAUGCAUUCACGCCUGCUUCAAGAUACUCUUAAGUUGCAAGCUAUGUUUCAUUUGUAAGGUUGCUUUAAGGAUUCUUAUUAAUGUUUUUUUAUGCUUCAUUACACACCAUCUUUUAAAGAACUGUACAUAUAUGAUUACAUGCUUCAGCUUUGCCAACUCACUUACUUCUAGCAAGCUAUACUAUGCUUUCAGGAUGGCAGAUUUAAUAAACAAGUAAUUACAAGCAUAGAAAGUUCACUUAGGUCCAGAAGACCAGCAUCAACUCAAUACUGCAUUGAAAAGAGAAACGAUCUCGCUGAAAAAUGUUUCUCAUCCUCUGACUCGCCUGGUUCUGUUAAUCGAUAACUGCUCUGUCCAUCUUCUCAGUGACUGUCCAUGUCGAUGACAUCCUUUGGAUUGUGCAGGCAAUGUAUUGUCAUUUUAUACUCAGUGAAGUCCUAACAGCUGACUAGCUAGCUAGCUCCUGUCAGUUAGUGAUCAUGUCUGUCAGUUAGAGAUUGUGGGUUACUGCAUUGUCUUGUAUGCGUCUUCUCAAAUAUAUGUUUCUGUUUAUGUAAUCUUUUACAAAUUACAUGUUGAAAAAAGACAGAAAAAAGAUCCUUGUCUUGUAUGUAUAUUUUUUAAUGAUUGUUAUUUUUAUAAAUGUUUGAGACACUGCGGGUUUCGCAGUGCUUUUGAAUCUGUGAUUAGGCUUCAAAGGAUAUGUUCUCAAUAGCUUUUUUGCUAUAUUAUGUUAUGUGUCCAAUGGGUCAAAAGGUUAAUUAAAGAUGUUUUCAUCAAUAAAAUAUCUGAAAUCCA